UACGUCUAUCACAACAUAGCAACCGAUUUAUCACAGAAAAAAAUUCGGCAGAAACCAUCUACGAUGAUUGUGAAUGUAAGCGAAUAGAUCAAACGAACGAACGAAUGAACGAACGAACGAACGAACGAACGAACGAACGAACGAACGAACGAACGAACGAACGAACGAACGAACGAACGAACGAACGAACGAACGAACGAACGAACGAACGAACGAACGUUUUCCUCGCCGAGCAUGACCACCGACCAUCGACCGCCAACCAGCCACAAAUACAGGCGAAACAGGUAACUUCAAGUUCCCACAUGGUUAAUUGCACGAAGGGUUACGAAGGCUUACACAGGGGUUACAUGCGAGAGGGGACACGCGAAGGGUUACACGAAAAGUUUCAAAGAAAGGUUAUUCGCUUCAAAAAAAAAAAAAAGAACUUCUAGAUCCGUAGGCAGUUCUGCUAAACAGGGAACACUGAGUCGGGGAGGAGUAGCAGGAGCGAAGGAGAAGGAACGAAAAAGAGGACAAUUCAAUGGAUGAGGGGAAUGCGGGAGACCGCGCCUGCGCACCAGCGGCGUCUUCGGUGCGCGCGCUCUUUCAGCGCGCUGCCACACGCAUUUCGGCGCUCUCGCUUCGCAGUUCAGCAUUCAACGCCUGUAAGCGGACGCCAGCGUGGCGUCCUGUAUGGAUUACGGCUGCGAGUCUGGAGCUGAUUCAGGCGGCAGCUGGAAACAAUGACAACAGUGAUAUUUCCUCCACCACAAGGGCCUGAAAACGAUCAGCGAGGCAUAGGAAACACUUCUCGUACUAAAGAAGCUCCAGUUUUAUAUGUUCGUCAGCAUCAAAUGUAAUACCUGGAGGACAAGAAGUUCGAUGUGCAUCAUUAAAUUCCAGCAGCUAUGCAUAAAAUGACGGCCUCUCACGGUCUAACAAAUCGAAUGGAAGAUGAUUUCCAAAACGACACCGCCGCCCUUCACAUCAGCGCAAACGCCACUGCUGAUGUCAUCCCCACAAGUGCCGAAGACAUCCUGGGCCCUCGCUAUCACAAGCGAGCCCGCAUCGCCAUCCUCAUCGUCAUGAUCAUCGCCUCUGUCGUCGGUAAUAGCUUCGUCUGCUGGAAGCUCGUUGUCAAGGGGCACCGCCGACGAAUGUCCAAAGCCCGCGUGCUCUUCCUGAACCUAGCCAUUGCGGACAUCCUGGUGGCUUGCAUCACCAUGACGUCGCAAGUGGUGUGGGAGGUGAUGGGCAGAGUGUGGAUUGCCGGCGACGCUUUUUGUCGCCUCUUCAAGUUCCUGCAGACUUUCGCGCUCGUAUCGUCCACGUACAUGUUGGUGGUCAUCGCGCUGGACAGACACAUCGCUGUAGUCACGCCACUGGCCCCAAACCCGGACCCCUGGAGACUGGCAGCCUUCACCUGGCUCGCGUCAUGUUUGCCGUCCUUGCCGAAUGUGUACGUGUUCCACGCCGUCCAGGUGGCCCCUGGAAAGUGCUUCUGCGCGUCCAUCUUCUAUGACCGCGACACGCCAAUCUACCAUCGUCAAGUGUAUAUGGGAUUCGUCUUCUUCAUGGUGUUUGUGGUUCCACUCGCACUCCUGGUGACAUUCUACACGGGCAUCUUGUGGACCAUCUGGAAGCAUAGCUCCAAGAGUGGCAAUGUUGGCCAGCAAACGGCCUCAUCACUUCCACUUGCCAAGGUCAAAACGCUGAAGAUGACGGUCGUGGUGUUCGGUGCUUUUCUUGUGACCAACGUGCCCUACAUGGUCCAAGAGGUCAUCUUGGCGUUCGGCAACCCAGGUGUCCUCAACGCCAACGUGGUGGCUCUGUCUGGUGUUAUAUCCGCCUCGAACAGCGCCAUAAAUCCGUACAUAUUUCUGUACUUCCAAAAGACCCACGGCAGAAGGAGUCGCAGCACAGUCGCAUCACUGCUCAAAGGUCUACCCUGCUUCCGGCGCUGGUUUUCUCGUUCCAGAAGAAAGAGCAGCAGCAAGAUGGCGACACUGACAGUGACCUACUCCUGUCGCCACUCGCGGACAAUGACCACAGCCAAUUGCGAACUGGUAUCCGAGAAGACCUAGCUGUCAUUCUUCCUCAUGUCUAAUAUUGUGUGAAAGAAAACGUGCUUGCGAACCAGCGUUUAAAAGUGAAAAGUUCUUCCACUGCUUUCGGCAAAAAAAAAAAAAAAACAUGGGCGGUCAUCUUUGGCCUUUCUCACAGUGGCUCUUCGUAGAAGCCAUCGAUGACUAUCCAGUGCAUAUGGUGCGUUGCGUGUGAAUACAGGAUGUUCAGUAGUACUCUUCGCAGCAAUGACAGAACAUGCUCAUAUUCAGACACACCCGAAGCAUCAUCUCUUGGUUCGUUGUAAGAUCGAGCAUGGUGGCUGAUGUUCUGAGCUGAGUCGUGGAGGAUCGUCCUGCUUAUAGCAAACUACUCCAAUACUCGCUCUUGUUCGACCACAGAAAUAAGCUUCUCAAGUGUUGAAACAAACUAGCAUUUUAACAUUCACAACAGAGGUUGCAUCUGGUGAACAGAGGCCAGCGAUCGCAAUGCAUUUUUUUACGUCGUUUAGGCCAGUGCUUCUUUUUUGUGCGUGAUGUCGAAACGGAGUUGAAGAGAAAGUUUCGACGCAUAAAGCU
Messenger RNA from Dermacentor andersoni, 2621 nucleotides. RefSeq names its product vasopressin V1a receptor-like. Gene Ontology annotation, molecular function: peptide binding; G protein-coupled receptor activity. The record is from RefSeq and is a predicted model, not a curated record. Gene Ontology annotation, biological process: cellular response to hormone stimulus; G protein-coupled receptor signaling pathway. Gene Ontology annotation, cellular component: plasma membrane. Lineage: Eukaryota; Metazoa; Arthropoda; Arachnida; Ixodida; Ixodidae.